Messenger RNA from Paralichthys olivaceus (Japanese flounder), 5266 nucleotides. NCBI's taxonomy places the organism in Eukaryota, Metazoa, Chordata, Actinopteri, Pleuronectiformes, Paralichthyidae. The record is from RefSeq and is a predicted model, not a curated record.
UUUGCAUCCUUUGCUUUUUUCCUCACUGGUGUUGCAGAAUGUGGAGGACGACCACCUGAACGACUCGCUGGGGAACCCCGGCCUCAUCUCACCUGACAAGGAGGACAUAUCACGUCUCCUGACGGUGCCAUUCAGCGGACGUAUCCGGGGAGGCAUGCGGCCAGGGAAGAAGAUCAUAGUGAUGGGGAUUGUCGACCAGGAGCCGGAGAGCUUUGACGUGAGCCUGACCUGCGGCCGUGACUCAGAGAAGGAGCAGCCGGCGUACGACGUGGCCCUGAAACUCACCGCCCGCUUCGGCGACCGCCAGUUCCUACGCAGUGCCCGCAUCUCUGGGAAGUGGACAGGGGAGGAGGCUUCCACUGCCUACUUCCCCUUCAUCCCUGAUCAGCCCUUCAGGGUCGAGAUCCACUGCGAGCACCAGCGGUUCCGGAUAUUCGUGGACGGACACCAGCUGUUUGACUUUUAUCACAAAGUAAAAUCUUUGACCUCUAUCGACACAGUACGGAUACAAGGAGAUCUACAGAUCACCAAGCUCGGCUAACGCCCCCCCUCCUCCUCCUCCCGCUCUGCAAGUCGUGUGUGAAGCAAGGACUCGAUCGCAGAUGACCACACACACACACACGUUAUGUCGCCAUCCCUUACCCAUCAUGCAGCACCGCAGCGGCGUAGCAACUUGGAAAACGUCUCCGGUACUGACAAGUUAAAGAUCUUCUGCUUAAUUUCUCUCCCUCCCUGUUAUUUGAAGAUUCUGUCCGGUGCUUUGUGUGGGAACGUGUUUGCUCCAUUUUCAGCAGUUUGUGCUCGUAGCCCCAGUUUUGUCAGAUCCGGGAUCUCACAGCUUAUAAAUAGUGUGUUCAUUAGUUCUGUUGAAUCCUCGAGGGACGCUGACAGAGAGGCAGGUGUUGGGGGGGGGGGGGGCAGUUACUCAGGAACUUCUGGAACUCAGCAGCUACAGAUUGAAACUUGUGUUUAAGACUGAAAAUGUUUGAACUUAAAUCAAAGUCUUAAACAAAUACGUGCAUAUUGCUGAAGUUUAAAAAGGUGAAACUCUGCAGUGUUGACAGACCAGAGAAUCCGAUCAGAACUGGUUUUAAGUGACACUUAGCUGGAUGUGAAGUUAUUGUUGUCGUUAUCUGCUAAAACUCAAGUGCAGCAUUUCUCCCUUUUCUCCGCGUUGGUUCGUCUCCAGCUCCGUUGGUUCGUCUCCAGCUCCGUUGGUUCGUCUCCAGCUCCGUUGGCUCCCCCCCCAGUCCUCCCUUGGGUUUAUUCCAGUUGUCAUAGCAACACGCUGCAGUCUCACCGACCUAAAUACCCAAAAAUGGGGAUUAUAUCAUGACAAGAUGUGGCUUCCCACGCUGCACAUUUUAGUGAUGAAUGCAGCCGUUAAAAAGGAGAAUUAGUUAGAAAACUGAUCUCUGCUGUUGAACUCCCAGGACACAUUUUUUCUUUCCUGCAGACUUCGUGUGAAUUGGUCUCUAACGCUGUUUUCAGACUUGAACUCUGGAAAAUUUCCAGAACAUUUGAUCUGGACUCUUUCUUUCCUUUUACAUACGAAGAAGUUUGUCCGGGUCGGACGUGUUUGAAAAGACGGGAAAAUGUCUGGAACAUUCAGGCAGGAGGCAGAACAUGACGUUUAAAUUCCACUGCGGGAAUCAAGUGCUUUUGUUUACAGCACGUUCACACCGUUGUCGGCCCUUAGUCGCCAAAGGCUCUAGAUUUCUCGUAGUCUUUCAAAGUUGACAUCUUCGUCGUUGUCCUGCGCGUGUACGGCUCCUUGUUUUCAUCCUGAGACAUUUUAUUUCUUCCACGUCCGUGUCCGUCACGUGUUUGAAGCAUCAUUAACACGCCCACAAGCUCGCUGUGAAUUUUCUGGACGUUUUCACUGUUGUGUUCUCACAUUCCGGACAUUUUACCAGGCGGCUGCAGGAAAAGUUCAGAAAAUGUCACGACCUCAGUGCGUGUCUGAAAGCAGCUUAACACAAUAUGCGACUUGUUUUCGUUUGUCCCACGUCAUUAUAUAUAUAUCCCGGAGAAAGUGUGCGGUCAAUGUGUUCAGGUUUCAGCCGAGCGCAGACUUGUUCCGCGGUCAGCUUGUUGUUUCUGAAGCAGAAUCGGAGCCUGGUGGUUUGCUGAAUGUAAAUUAUUCAUGUUUCUAUGGUAGCGUAGAAGAUAAAGUGAUGCACAAAACUUUUUACCUAACGUCACAGUGUUUUUUUUUGGUGGUACGGCCGGUGCUGUUAUAUCUUCAGUCUGACAGUAUGUCUCACGUCUUUUAUGGCUUUUUUAAAAAGUGUUUUUUUUUUUUUCCUGAAUCAUUCCACGUCAACGUCUCGUCCACACUGAAGCAGGUCGAUGUUUUUAAACACGUCCUCGUUUAACGCAGCUCUUUGUCUCUGUAAGAAAUCCACUGCACACAGGACAUCUUGUCCUUGACUGAGGGAGAGAGAGAGUCGUAAUAAAUACACAGAAAUAAACUCAUUAACAGUUCUAUGUCUUGAAGAGCUCAAAGUAUUAACAUUCACUCUGUUCUGUAAAACACGUCAAACUAGAUACGAAGUUCACUGUGUAGAUUUCUGGAUCACUUUCUAAUAAAGGGUUGAUAAGAUGUAACUUAUGGUUUUUAUUAAUGGGUAAUAAUUGAUUCACUAAUGCUUUGUCAUAAGAAAUAAACUUCGGAGUUUCCAGGUUGCAAAAGGAAAAUAAAUUGUAAUAAUAACAUCUAAUAAACAUCAGUUUUUCAGUUAUAAAUGUUGAUGAAUCAUAAAGGGUCCGGAGGUUCUCACUUUAUUUUGUUAAAAUGGUUUUUACACAAUGAGAAGAAAUUGAUUCUGGUUUAAUUAGAGUGCGAUUCUUCACAACCUGGCAACCCAAAAGUAGUUUCUUACAAUGGUUACUUGACAAAAUGUCAGUAAAUUAUUUAUUAACCAUUAAUAAAGUUUUUACAACUUAUUAUCUCUUACUUACGAAAAUGUGUUUAUUAGAAAGUGGAGCUGGAUUCUGUUCGUUUGUCUUUGGAGAAAGAUUUCAGGAUUCAUCACAUCGAACUAAAAAGUUAAACUACAGAUCGUAGUUCUCAAACACGGCUCUGUGGCAGGUCCGGCUAAAGUCAGUGUCUCCAUCAUGACACACACACGCACACAGACACACACACACACACACACACACACGGACUCAAAGUGAAAACAAAGCUUAUCAUGCUCUUCCUGCUGUGUCAUGGUUUGUGAGCAGGUGUUGACCUGAAGAGAAUGAAGGCGACGCCUCAUGCUGCUGUGAAUCUGGAGUAAGCCAUAACAUCUGUGCAGAACAUCUGCACUGACCUCACUGCAGGGCGAUGCAGGCCAACAUCUUGUCUUUCUGUUACUGUGUCCGGCGCUCAUCAAAACACACAGAGAGGACGCUCUCUGUUCUUUCACGGGGCGAUAAGGUCUCUGACUGGUUUUCUCCUGGUCGGUCAGACGGGCUCUUUCCCUGGUGCUUCUCGUUUUCAGCAGCUGGUUUAUUUUAGACACAAACAGGAAAUGAGAACAGUUUGGUAUGAGAGGGCAGCGAGGAGGUUAGAGCGACGCUUCAUCAUUCCAGUGUGGCAGCGGAGCAAACAAGAGCAAAUAAAGUGCGGUUGUGUUGAUGGGUCGUGUGUUUUUUCAUGCAAGUUUUCGUGUUUUCGUUCAAUGGCAAACGAUAAAAACACGUUUGUCGUCUUCAUGUAGAGACAAGGGUUCGUGGUUGUGGCUCCUCGAACAUGAAGCUGAGCUGAGCAGUGUGAACAGCUGUGUGUGUUGUUAGGAAUCAUGAGGGCGUUGGAUGAACCAGAAGACUUCCUGAAUUAAAGGGCUCAGAGUGGGGGGGGGUGCUCUUUGUGUGGUUGUGCAUGGAGACAUUCUUUUUGUGUGUUUGUUAUGUUGUCUGUGGUGCAGGGUACUGGAGCUCACUUAUUUGCUAUCGUGUCAAGUAUUCCACAUGAUGAGUACAUGUGUUUGUAAAACCUCAUGUUAAAAUAAAAGCUCCCAGCCACUGAUCCUCAGACGAUCCCCCGUCUUUUGAUCAGGAUAAUUCUCGCUGUUUGCUCCUAUUUGAAUUGUUCCACAACCCUUUAAAAAAAAAACUGAAUGUGAUUCUCUUCCUGAUUGUAUUUUGAUGAUAAAAAAAAAAAAAAUCCAGGUAGAAAUACUGUUCACACUCACCUCAGUCAUUCAGGAUCUUAUGAAACUCACCUUCCUGUCCUGAGUGACCGAGUGAAACAGCUCAUUUGACCCAGGUCUGUAAGUUUUUGGUACUUUGGAUGUACAUAGUGAUGAAGUUUUGUUUUUACGAGACAAACUCUGAGAAAGCAUUUUGUUUUGCAUGUCAGUCAGUACUAUGGAAAGAUUGAGGUAUAAUCAUGUGUUUUCAUUCCAGUCAAGCAUGCGGUAUUAUUAUUAUUAUUAUUAUUAUAUUUAGAUUUUUUACUUUUAUCAGAUAUGUUUCAAGGUGAGAUUUUCUAUUCGGCCUGUUUUUCUCUAUGACCUCAUUUUUAUGAAGACUCAAGUUUAGUGCUUACCUUGAUGUUGAAUUAUGGGAUUUAACCAGUGACUGUAUAUAAAGAUGACGUCAUUUGGAGCCAGAGACUUGUACAGCAGUGAUCGUAGCGGCGAGGUCCUGCUGAUACACACACUAGACCAAUCCCCAGUCUCCCUGUCAGCUGUCAAUCACAACGUUCCCCCCCCCCCGUGUUAACAGCAUCAAAUAAUUCAAAUUAAACUUAUUGAUGUGAUUAGAACUACUUAAAAAGUCAUAUUUAAGAAAAAUGUAUUUGACGUCUGCUUUGACUUUUUAGUUUGGUCCAUGUCCCAUUUGCUAAUAUGGGGGAGACAACUAUAAGCAGCCAGCCUGCAGGGGGCGAUCCAAAUGAUUUGGCUUCACCUUCAGGGCGCUGUGAUGUCGUCCAUCUUUAUGAUUUGAAAUCUAUUUGUUUUCCACGUGAGUUUUAACGAGUGUAAGAAAUUCAAUGGUUUCCGAAGACGCGUGAAAAGCUCCACGGCUGUUGUGACAACGGCUACAUGAUAAUAUCAGUAUAUUUAUGAAGUGGUCUCUGAUUAGAAGUAGCUUCAUCUGUUGCUAAUGUGUUGUGUGGUUGUUAUCAUUUCUAUGUAUGACAGUGUAACCAGCAGGAUGUGUGUGCUAACGUUUUACCGACUGUAACGGUAACAUGCUAACUGUUUAAACCGAGGCGUUUUGAAAAAGGUGAGAGGUUUUCUUCAAUAAAGAUGAUGAAGUGUUUUGGCUCCGA